Molecule: messenger RNA, 2141 nt
Organism: Tachysurus fulvidraco (yellow catfish)
Lineage: Eukaryota; Metazoa; Chordata; Actinopteri; Siluriformes; Bagridae
Gene: cdc40
Product: cell division cycle 40 homolog (S. cerevisiae)
Exons: 15
Coding region: 27-1760 (577 amino acids)
Biological process (GO): mRNA splicing, via spliceosome
Cellular component (GO): catalytic step 2 spliceosome
Molecular function (GO): protein binding; mRNA binding
Source: RefSeq, a predicted model, not a curated record
AGGACCCUUAGACAACAACAUCGAAGAUGGCGGCACUGGUCGGUUCCCUCGUUGCGUACGGUAGUGAUUCAGAUUCAGAAAACGAGCCCGAGUCCAAAACAAAUAAAGAAGAAGUCGAUCCAGAUGCACUCGUACAUCUUCAGCCUUUGAAAUCUGGAAAACCUACAAGUUUAGCUCUUAAUUCUGCGCCCGAAGUCGCUGUAAAGGAAGAUGUUGAGACAGGAACACAUCUGGAUCCGUCUCUCAAGGAGAUCAGCUACAAUCCUACCUACGAAACCAUGUUUGCUCCUGAGUUUGGACCUGUUAAUCCUUUUAAAACUCAACAAAUGGCUGCACCCAGGAACAUGCUGUCAGGAUACGCCGAACCUGCCCAUGUCAACGAUUUUAUGUUUGAACAGCAACGGAGGACGUUUUCUACCUUUGGCUACGCCUUGGACCCCUCCGUAGAUACCAAUCAGAUUUCGUCAAACAGUUACGUGGGAGCAGUGGACGAGGCGGAGAAACACAAAGGGCAAACUGUUUUCGAAACGGGCCCCAAAAAGACGGAGAAGAGGAAGAAAGUAAAAGGAGGUGAUGCAUCAGAGAUCGAUAGCUUCUUGGGGCCCUGGGCUAAAUAUCAGGACGAAAAAGACGUCGCUAAACCCUCAGAGGAGGAACAGAAGGAGUUGGAUGAAAUCACAGCCAAGAGGCAGAAGAAAGGCAAGAAUGAGGAAGAGGCUCCUGCAGAGGAGAAGACCAUCCUGCAUGUUAAAGACGCAUACGAUUACCAGGGCCGUUCUUACCUGCACAUUCCUCAGGAUGUGGGUAUUAACCUGCGCUCAGCAGACAUCCCUGACAAAUGCUACCUGCCCAAAAAGCAGUUGCACGUCUGGACCGGACACACCAAGGGUGUCAGUGCUAUUCGUCUAUUUCCUGCAUCUGGCCACCUGCUGCUCUCCAGCUCUAUGGACUGUAAGAUUAAGUUAUGGGAGGUGUACGGCGACCGCAGAUGUUUACGGACAUUUAUCGGUCACAGUAAAGCCGUACGCGAUAUCUGCUUCAACAACUCCGGUACCCAGUUUCUCAGCGCCGCAUACGAUCGCUAUCUCAAACUGUGGGACACGGAGACCGGUCAGUGCAUCUCGAGGUUCACUAACAGAAAAGUGCCCUACUGCGUGAAGUUCAACCCAGACGAAGAAAAGCAAACCCUGUUUGUAGCUGGCAUGUCGGACAAGAAGAUUGUGCAGUGGGACAUUCGCUCCGGGGAGGUGGUUCAGGAAUACGACCGUCACCUGGGAGCCGUCAACACCAUCACGUUUGUGGACGAUAACCGUCGCUUCGUCAGUACGUCCGACGAUAAGAGCCUGCGUGUGUGGGAAUGGGAUAUUCCUGUGGACUUUAAAUACAUCGCAGAGCCCAGUAUGCAUUCGAUGCCUGCAGUGACCCUGUCCCCCAACGGGAAGUGGCUGGCUUGUCAGUCCAUGGAUAAUCAGAUCCUAAUCUUUGGGGCACAGAACCGAUUCAGGCUGAACAAGAAGAAGGUCUUUAAGGGUCACAUGGUAGCCGGAUACGCGUGUCAGGUGGACUUCUCUCCUGAUAUGAGUUACGUGGUGUCUGGUGAUGCCGAUGGGAAGCUGAAUAUCUGGGACUGGAAGACGACUAAACUGUACCACCGAAUCAAAGCACACGACAAAGUGUGUAUCAGCGCAAUCUGGCAUCCGCACGAGACCUCCAAGGUCAUCACCUGCGGCUGGGACGGACAGAUCAAACUCUGGGACUGAAAUGAAAAUACCGGGACGACAAUAUAUAUAUUUUUUAUUUUAUUAUUUUUUUUUUUGUUCAGCUGAUGUGAUCUUUAUUGCUUCUUCCAUCUUUGUGCUGAGGUUUGUUGUUAAUUCCGGGUUUGUGAUUUACAGUAUUUUGGAUUUGCUUUGAGUUUCGUAUCAAGUUCACGGACUGGUAUCCAGCCCUGAUUUGUCGGUUGCUUGUUUUCUUCCCCUCCCAUUUCAGAGAAGCGGCAGAUGAGGAGACUUUUAUGUGAUUCUUAUUCAUUUUAGCGUUACCGCUCGUGCUUGGGAACACUUUUACGUCAUGUCCAGAUUUUCCCUUCAGCUACACGGCGUCUCUUUCUGAACAUAAUAAAACAUUUUGUACCUAUUUUC